Messenger RNA from Ruditapes philippinarum (Manila clam), 5372 nucleotides. RefSeq names its product lysine--tRNA ligase-like. The record is from RefSeq and is a predicted model, not a curated record. The transcript has 16 exons. Gene Ontology annotation, biological process: lysyl-tRNA aminoacylation. NCBI's taxonomy places the organism in Eukaryota, Metazoa, Mollusca, Bivalvia, Venerida, Veneridae. Bases 194 to 2068 code for a protein of 624 amino acids. Gene Ontology annotation, molecular function: tRNA binding; ATP binding; lysine-tRNA ligase activity. Gene Ontology annotation, cellular component: cytoplasm; cytosol; aminoacyl-tRNA synthetase multienzyme complex.
CUCUGAUACAAUGUAGUACUUCAAAACCAGUUACCGACUCUUGAGGUACGUGUUAAACGGAGUUUAGACACCAAUUUAUUUGGCGCAACACGUGGGAAAAUGGCUGACACCGGCGAAAAAUUAAGCAAGAAAUGCAAAGUACUGUUUUUGAAGACACAUCAUCUUUAAUCCAAGUGCUAUACCACAAUGCACAAUGUCCUCAUUCAAACUGUGGCCAAGUCUACUGAAAGUGUUGGAUAAAACUGUAACUAAACAGUUGAAAUAUUACCAUUUGAAAUCGGCUGGUUUAAAAGCAGCAAGUGCCUAUGCUCCAGAUGCCUACAGGGUUACACUAUUGAGUCAGACACAAAAAUUGCAUUCCACUUCACUGACUCAAACUGAGUUUACAUCAAGUGAGUUGAAGAGAAGGUUGAAGGAGGAGAAGAAGGCCAAAGAAAAGGCAGAGAAAUUAGCAGCCCAACAAGAGACACAGAAAGAUGCUAAGAAGGAAGAUAAAAUCAAGGAAGAGGAUAUUGAUCCAAAUGAAUAUUUCAAAUUGCGAUCAAGAGCUGUUGCCAAUUUGAAAGGCAGCAAUGACAAUCCAUAUCCUCACAAGUUCCAUGUUAGCAUGUCUCUGGUAGAGUAUAUAGACAAAUACAAGAGUGUAGGUGAUGGCACCAUCAUGGAGGAUAUCAUUGUCACUGUUUCAGGUAGAAUACAUUCUAGAAGAGAAAGUGGGGCUAAAUUAGUAUUUUAUGAUCUCCGAGCUGAAGCAGUGAAGAUACAGAUAAUGGCAAAUGCAAAGUACUAUGAAUCUGAAGAUGAGUUUGCUAAGAUGUUAGAAAAGGUCAAGAGAGGAGAUAUCAUUGGGGUAGAGGGAAUGCCUGGUAAAACAAAGAAAGGAGAGUUGAGUAUUAUACCAAAAAAGAUAGUCCUUCUGUCACCUUGUUUACAUCAGUUGCCAUCAUUACACUUUGGUGUGAAAGAUAAGGAGACCAGAUUUAGACAAAGAUAUUUAGAUCUUAUAAUAAAUGAGACAACAAGAAACAAGUUUAUUGUGAGAGCCAAAAUCAUCAAUUAUCUCAGACGAUUUAUGGACCAGUUAGGGUUUCUGGAGGUAGAGACACCAAUGAUGAACAUGAUACCAGGUGGCGCCACUGCUAAACCUUUCAUCACACACCACAAUGACCUCAAUAUGGACCUAUAUAUGAGAGUUGCUCCAGAACUUUACCUCAAAAUGUUAAUAGUUGGAGGUUUAGAUAGAGUCUAUGAGAUUGGACGGCAGUUCCGAAAUGAAGGAAUAGACAUGACACAUAAUCCCGAGUUCACAACGAUGGAGUUUUACAUGGCAUAUGCUGACUAUAAUGAUCUGAUGACCAUCACUGAAACUAUGGUGGCUGGUAUGGUAAAAGAAAUUCAUGGUUCACACAAGGUGCAAUAUCAUCCAGAAGGUCCCGACGGGCCUGUUUGGGACAUCGAUUUUACACCUCCAUUUAGGAGAGUCAGUAUGAUAGAUGAGCUAGAGAAAAAAUUAGGAGUAAAGUUUCCCGACCCAGCUAACCUUAAUCAUUCAGAGGUACAGAAGUUUUUAGAUGACCAAUGUGUCAAGCAUAAUGUUGAUUGUACAGCACCUAGAACUUCAGCUAGAUUGUUAGAUAAACUUGUAGGAGAUUUUAUAGAAGAAACAUGUGUGAGUCCCACAUUUAUCAUUGAUCAUCCACAAGUCAUGAGUCCACUUGCUAAAUGGCACAGAGCAAAGUCUGGUUUGACAGAGAGAUUUGAAUUGUUUGUGUGCAAGAAGGAGAUUUGUAAUGCUUACACAGAGUUGAAUGACCCAGUUGUACAGAGAGAAAGGUUCCAACAGCAAGCUCAGGACAAAGCAGCUGGUGAUGAUGAGGCUAUGUUUGUAGAUGAGUCAUUCUGUACAGCACUAGAGUAUGGUCUACCACCAACAGCUGGCUGGGGAAUGGGCAUAGAUAGACUGGCUAUGUUCCUUACUAACUCAAAUAACAUCAAGGAGGUUUUGUUGUUUCCUGCCAUGAAGCCAGAAGAUAAAACGGUUUUAGAAAACGCACCAGCAGAUUCAUAGCGGAGACAUGUAGCCGACUGUAGAAACUGUUUAUUUAUUGAUGUUACAACAAUUAUGUGAUACUGUUACAGAAGUUUUCUUGAGACUGUUAGUAAAUAUUAUUGUCCUAUAAGACACAAAAAGAACAAACAAGAUCACAUUGUUAUUUCAAAUAUUUUUAGCAAAUAUUUAGUUGAAAUAUACUGAGAACUAAAUAUAUACAGUAAAUUCUGCUUAUAAUGAUCUACAGGGGACUACAAAUUGAUAUUGCUACAGCUUAGAGGUAAAUUAAUUUGAAAAAGAAGUCUCUGGAGGGCAGCAACAUCAUCAUUAUAAGUGGAGUUUACUGUACUGUAUUUUAUUUUGCUGUUUCAGUCACAAGCUUUAUAGUCCGUCGUCACCUUUCUGUAAAGAAAAUUUGGCUGCCAAUUAAAAUCUUUUCACUAUGUGCUAAACUACAUGUAUAUAGAAGAACUUUAUAUUCAUGUAUAACAGAUAUAAUGGCAUAUACUACAUAUCAGUGUUUCAAAACUUACUUUACUUAUCAGUGUGAAUUUAACAGAUACUAAAACAUGUUGAGAAAGACUGCAAUUAUACUAACAAUUUAGUCAUUUAAUUUAGUACUUAUUAAAUGUCUGUCUUCUCUUAUAUUAAGAUGAUAAAAGACUUGUAUUUUGUUGAUAGUUCUUAUGGCACUAAUAGUCUAUUUAUAAAAUUGCAUUUGGGGUUCGGUAUUGUUAAUGUUACUGAUUUUGAGUUUAUUUGCCCCCUCACCUACGUGGGUUAGAGCAUUAAAUCUUAACUUUGAAGAAAAUAUGGUCAUCUUUUGCUUGAUAUUACAUGUAUUUACAUAAGAGUUUAUUUUCCACAUCUGUAGGAAAUGUUGUCUUACGAUCAAAUUCGUGAAUGUGUAACAUAAAACUCUACUAAAAAUGAUUUAUUUUUUAUGGCCAUCUAUUGCUUUUCUUUAUGUUCUUAAUUUUGUAAUAAGAUUUGUUACAUUGUACUUGACAAUUGGAAUAUUUAUUUCAUAAAUUGCUAGAUGAAAUGCUGUUAACUUGUUCUAAAGUUAGAAUAAGAAAUGUUGAAUAAAUGAUAAUCAAUGAAAUUACCCAUGUACGAUGUAGGGCAGUGUUUCAGCAUGAGUACAAGUUUUCAGGCAUUUGCCUGAAGUUCAGGUUUUUUCUACUCCUGAAAGUUCUCUUUUCCUAUGUGAAAAAACAAUUAAAAUAAUACUAAAUUCGGGGUUUUCAGGUUUUCUGAUAUUUUCAACUUGCACCCAUGUGUUUGCAGUUAUGAAGGUCAUAAUUUUGUAACCUGCUCUGUUGGUAUUACCAAAGCUAUCCAACUAUCCCCUUACACUUUAUAUGUUUGUAUCAAAAAUGUUGCAUUUUAUUUUUCUUCUCAAAUACCUGUUGUAAUUUAUUGGGUCACAAAAUACAGUAUAUUUUGAUUUCAGACGCUUGAAAAGUUGCAGUGUUAAUUAGAAAUUUGUUUGUAGUUGACUUAUAAUUCAGUGUAUUUGUGUGUGAAAUGUAAUAGUCAGAUUUUUAUUGCUUUGUCAUUUUGAUUUUUUUUUAAUUGAUAAACGCAGCAUGUUUUUGAUAUUUAUUAUUAUGAAAAUUUGUGCUGUCUAUGAUGCACAUGUUCUCUUUUUCUCCAUAUUGUAAGAUAAAUUACUUGACAAAGUGCUUUUCAAGAGUGGAAGUAGUGAGUUCUUAAUUUUAAUCUGCACAUGAAAACAAUUAAUGAAUAUGUAAGCCAUUAACAAAUAUUUACUAAUUUUGAUUUUUUGUUGUGCGAGUUCAGCUCUAAAAGGAGGUUAUUAGUCCCCUACCGGUUUACCGGAGGAGACUUUAGGUUUACCCUCUGUCUGUCUGUCUGUCCGUCCGUCUGUCUGUCUGUCUGUCCGUCCAUCCACAAAACUGGAUCCCGCGAUAACUUGAAAAGUACUGAAAAUAUUUUUAUGAACUUGAUAUAUGGAUAGAUGGCAGUAUGGAGAUUAUGCACGUCUUUUUCUUUUCUUCCUCUGUUGAAAAUUCUGGUUGCUAUGGCAACAAAUAGGCUUAAAAUAUGGCAAAUUUUACACAUAAACUGGAUCCAGUGAUAACGCAAAAAGUAGUGGAAAUAUUUUUAUGAAACUUGAAAUAGGGGUAGAUGGCAGUCUGGAGAUUAUGCACGUCUUUUUCUUUUCUUCCUAUGUUGAAAAUUCUGGUUGCUAUGGCAACAAAUAGACUUAAAAUAUGGCAAAUUUUACACAUAAACUGGAUCCUGUGUUAACGCAAAAGUAAUAGAAAUAUUUUUAUGAAACUUGUAAUAUGGGUAGAUGGCAGUCUGGAGAUUAUGCACAUCUUUUUCUUUUCUUCCUAUGUUGAAAAUUCUGGUUGCUAUGGCAACACAUAGACUGAAAAUAUGGCAAAUUUUACACAUACACUGAAUCCAGUGAUAACUCAAAAAGUACUGGAAAUAUUUUUAUGAAACUUGACAUAUGGGUAGAUGGCAGUCUUGAGAUUAUGCAUGUCUUAUCUGUUCUGCCUAUUUUGAAAAAAUAUUGGUUGCCUUGGCAACAAAUAGGCUUAAAACAUGGCAAAUAUAACAUUAUUUGUGAUUAGUCAAAAAGAGCUGAUUUUUUUUUAUGAAAUUGCAUCUUUAAUUCAAGAGUUAUCUCCUCUUUAAGAAUUGUUAUAUUUUGGUAACAGGGAUGUUUCAAAUAUUAACUUUAGAGUGUCCUUCAGUCCGUCUGUCUGUCUGUUCAUAAAAACUGUUUCCUGUGAUCACUUAUAAAGAACUUUUCCAACAAAUGUACUUAAAAUAUAGAAAAAUUGAAACAUUAGUGAAUGGCCAAUGGCCCUUCAGAAUGUUGAUGGGGUUCUAACCGGUAUGGGACUUAUGGAUUGCUUGCAAUACUAUGAUAAUUGCUUGUUUUCUUGUAAAUCAUGGUUCAUCACUGUAGUCAGAUGCUUGAAUACUUACACUAGUUAUUUCUAAAACUCUUUAAAGAUCAGAACUGAUAACUGUGUUAUAUCAUCGCAUCAAAAAUAUUUAAACUUCAUGUUAUAUUAUUGAACUGACUUCAGUACAGAUCUACUUAUCUCUUACCAAAUGCAAAGCAUUCUUUACAAACAUAGUGCACAACAUGAGACUUUUCUAAUAUAUUUUGAAUUACACAUAUAAGAUCUUUAUUUACCUGAAAGAUUAAAAUGCUUGACAAAAAAAACAGAGACACCUAUCACGUUUUUUAUUUAGGUCAAUUCAGACCUGAUAGCAUAGUGCUGUUAGUGAAAAGGAGAAUUUGUGAAAAUAAAGAAAAACUUCUGUACAUGCA